GUAUUGGAUGCAAUCCAACUUGGCCUACUUUGUCACAAAUCUGCUUGUAGUGCUUGGAGUGCUUGUACACAUGUUGAGACCACUAACGAAAUCGUCUCACAAAUUUGCAUCAUUUAAAGGUGUGCAACGUUUACUGACAAGAUGUAAAUCAGAUAAUUCCAUUCCUACCAAGAAGUAUGACUUGGUUGUGGUAGGUGGAGGCUCUGGAGGUUUGGCAUGUUCAAAAGAAGCUGCCACUUAUGGAAAACAUGUAGCUGUGUUGGACUAUGUGGAGCCAUCCCCCCAAGGGACCAAGUGGGGUCUUGGAGGUACAUGUGUCAAUGUAGGCUGUAUUCCCAAAAAACUGAUGCACCAGGCAGCCCUCCUGGGAGAAGCAGUGCAGGAUGCUAGGAAGUAUGGAUGGACAGUUCCAGAAAAUGGGAUUCAUAAUAACUGGGAGACCAUGAGCAGUGCAGUACAGAACUAUGUUAGAUCACUGAAUUGGGGGCACAGGGUGCAGCUGCAAAGCAAAAAUGUGGAAUAUCUGAAUGCAAAAGGUUAUUUUCUUGACAAUCACACACUUGAGGCUACAGACGCCAAAGGUAGAAAGAAAAGAAUUGUGGCAGACAAUUUUGUAGUAGCAGUAGGUGGAAGACCAAAGUAUACAGAGAUACCAGGUGCAUUAGAAUGUGCUAUAAGCAGUGAUGAUAUAUUUUGGUUGAAGAAUAAACCUGGAAAAACUAUGGUGAUUGGUGCUAGUUAUGUAGCCUUAGAGUGUGCAGGUUUCCUCACUGGUCUUGGCUUUGAUACAUCCCUCAUGAUUCGCUCAAUACCUCUCAGGGGAUUUGACCAGCAAAUGGCACACCUGGUCACAGAUCAUAUGGCAUCUCAUGGUACCAACAUGCUAUGGAAAUGUGUUCCUGAAAGUAUGGAGAAACUGAGUGAUGGGAAGAUCAAGGUGACAUGGAAGAACACAGAGACAGUAGAGGCUGGGUCAGACAUUUAUGAGACUGUCCUUAUGGCUGUAGGUCGUGCCCCUGAGACCACCAAGAUAGGGCUGGACAAUACUGAGGUCCAGUUGCAUGCCUCUAGUGGUAAGAUCCUGGGUGAGCAUGGUGGUGACCUGGAGAGGAGCUCUGUACCUCAUAUAUAUGGCAUUGGAGAUAUUUUAGAGGGGCGCCCUGAACUGACCCCAGUAGCAAUCAAGGCAGGGAAGCUGCUGGCUCAUAGGUUGUAUGGCAAUUCCACAGUACAGAUGGACUAUGAUAAGGUCCCCACUACUGUGUUUACACCUUUAGAAUAUGGCUGUGUUGGCUUAUCUGAAGAAGAAGCAUUAGACAAGUAUGGUGAGGACAACUUGGAAGUUUAUCAUGCUUUCUACAAACCUCUCCAGUAUUCAGUGGCAGAAAGAGAUGCUUCUCAGUGCUACAUAAAAAUGAUCUGUGAUAAAGAGGGUGACCAGAAAGUUCAUGGAUUACAUUUUCUAGGACCCCAUGCUGGGGAGGUGCUGCAGGGAUUUGCUGUUGCUAUAAGGUGCAAUCUGACCAGAGAGAUAAUGGACAGCACACUAGGUAUUCAUCCCACCAGUGCUGAGGAAGUGGUCAAGAUGCACAUCACCAAGCGGUCAGGACUGGACCCUACUGUCACUGGCUGCUGAGGUUAAAUACACCCCUGCUCUCAAUACGCCUCACUGCACUCCUUCCUAGUGGUCAGUUUAUGCUUUCAGGAUAAGCUGAAAUAAUUGACAUAAAUCCUAGUGGUUAGGGUUAAAACAGAGCAUCACUUUUGUAUCAAGUUGGAAUUCAACAGGAUGACAUUUGUGUAACUUACAGAAAAAUUAUGAACAACAAGUCUGAUUUGAUAUUCAGGAAGAUGGUCUGGGAUGUGUAGUGCAGUGAAAGUGAAAGAACAUGAGGCAUUAUCAGACACAUUAUUCAAUAUUUUGUUUAUCUGAAUUUGGCACUACAUGUAUCUCAACAGAAAGUGUGGUUACAAUUUCUAAUUAUCCCUACACCUGGGCAUGUUUAAACUUACCUUAGUAAUGGUGACAAUUCCAGGGACAACAGAGGGAUUACGUGUGUCCCUUUGAUGAGCUAAUCAUAAUCACAUUGUCUGCUGAGACAGUCUGUAUAAAAAGAGUCUGUAUAAAAAUCGGUCACAACUGCACUGUAAAUGUUUCUUAAAUUUCAAAUUCUGUUUCUUUUCACUCAAAUGAAAUGCUAUGAUGUUGCCUCAUGAUCUGGCAGGGGUGUGUUUGAAAUGUAUGUGUGUGUAUUAUCACAAGAGCUUACUGGUGAACAUCUUAAGUUCUGAGCAUACACAACUGUUGUUGUUAUUUAAUUGCCAUCAAUGACGACAUGUUUGUAACUUCAGAAAUGAAACAAACUUGUCUGAUGUUCUGGCAAACGUGUAUUGUAUACAUGUAGAUAAUUUAUAUAUGCUGUUGCUGUACCAAGUUAUUUAAAAAUGUUAAUGAAAAUUGCCCGUAAGACGGUCAAAAUAUGUUAUCAACACUGAAACGAUUAUCAAGUAUGUGCACCAAUGAAAUAUUUGUCAGCUUUUUAGAAAUCUUUUUAAUUUCAAUUAAGUGUGAAGAUCUGUCAGUGACUCCAUAGUUGUUUUGGGCACAGCUGUUUUUUAUGCUUACAUGUGUAGAAAAAGUGUUGGAUUCAAGACAUGAAAUAUUUUUAUUGUUAA
Lingula anatina is the source of this 2676-nucleotide messenger RNA. RefSeq names its product thioredoxin reductase 2, mitochondrial. NCBI's taxonomy places the organism in Eukaryota, Metazoa, Brachiopoda, Lingulata, Lingulida, Lingulidae. Gene Ontology annotation, biological process: cellular response to oxidative stress; cell redox homeostasis; glutathione metabolic process. Gene Ontology annotation, molecular function: glutathione-disulfide reductase (NADPH) activity; thioredoxin-disulfide reductase (NADPH) activity; flavin adenine dinucleotide binding. Gene Ontology annotation, cellular component: mitochondrion; cytosol. The record is from RefSeq and is a predicted model, not a curated record.